AUGAAGGUCUUUUCCUCGACCUGCAGCUUUGACUACUCAUGGGAGGAAGUGUCCACGGCCAACUGGCGUAAAUAUUGCCCGUGGAAUGACAAAGUUACCCAUGUUGUCGGCGUAGACACACUCUCACGUGUUAUCGACUCUAAGACUGGUAUCCUACGAACUGAACGUCUCAUCACUUGCAAUCAGGCCGUACCGCAAUGGCUUUUAUCCUUGUUCGGCGGUAGCACCACCUCGCACGUUUACGAAGUUUCCUACGUCGACCCUGAUACCAAGAAAGUUACCAUGUGCUCUACAAACCUCACCUGGUCAAACGUCCUCAGUGUCCGCGAGACUGUUACAUACCAGCCCUCCUUAAAUAAUUCGUCCGCCACCGACUUUACCCAAGAGGCCCAGAUCACUGCUCUCUGCGGUGGAUGGCAAAAGAUCAAGAACAAGGUCGAGGAGGCCAGCGUGGAGCGAUUCCGUGAGAACGCCAAGCGUGGCCGAGAGGGGUUUGAGACCGUUCUCGAGAUGAGUCGCCGAGUCUUUGGCGAACAGCGCGAUCUCGAGCAACAGCGAAUCCACGUUUAA
Molecule: messenger RNA, 570 nt
Organism: Penicillium taxi
Lineage: Eukaryota; Fungi; Ascomycota; Eurotiomycetes; Eurotiales; Aspergillaceae
Product: putative mitochondrial protein sorting (Msf1)
Exons: 2
Coding region: 1-570 (189 amino acids)
Biological process (GO): phospholipid transport
Cellular component (GO): mitochondrial intermembrane space
Molecular function (GO): phosphatidic acid transfer activity
Source: RefSeq, a predicted model, not a curated record